Onychostoma macrolepis is the source of this 1700-nucleotide messenger RNA. It is a transcript of the gene cd79b, whose product is annotated as CD79b molecule, immunoglobulin-associated beta. Lineage: Eukaryota; Metazoa; Chordata; Actinopteri; Cypriniformes; Cyprinidae. Gene Ontology annotation, cellular component: external side of plasma membrane; B cell receptor complex. The transcript is spliced from 4 exons. The record is from RefSeq and is a predicted model, not a curated record. Gene Ontology annotation, biological process: B cell differentiation; B cell receptor signaling pathway. Bases 198 to 896 code for a protein of 232 amino acids.
AGAUGAUUCACUUGCUCCUUCACCUUUUGAUGCAUGAGUGUAUCGAUUUGCAUGUUUCUCUGAAACGGAAUCGUAUCAUCGCAACUUCAUGACCUGCACCCUUCACUCUGGUGGAGCUGUCUUCCUUCUGUUCUGUCUAUGUGAUCUGCGCUGACUUCUACACUUUCUUGGAGAGUUGUAUUUCAGGAUCAAGAAUCAUGCAUUACUUCCUGCUGGGAUCUUCAGUCAUGGCGCUGAUUUACCUCUCAGCUGAAGGAAAUAUCCAUGUGUUCCAGAAGCCACGAUUUGUUGGCGUUAAGACAGGUCGGACUGUGAGGAUAUACUGUGUGCCGUUGAAUCCGUCUUUGCCGGCUCGUGUAGAGUGGUUCAAAGACCAGACUGAAGUCAAGCUCAAGAACAGCCAAAGAAUAUAUAUAAAGGAGAAGAGUGAUACAACAAAUGCCUCCCUUCUCAUAAGCCACGUGGAGACUGAGGACAGCGGCACUUACUUUUGCAAGCUGAACAGCACGUUUGGACCGGGAACUGAGCUACAAGUGUUCAGUAGGUGUCAAUUUGUCUACGCUUUUUGCUUGCUUUCUUCACCUGUAUGUAUUUCUCUCUCUGUUUCUUCUCCAGGACACACUGACCCCCAGACUAUCAUGAGGAGAUCGAAAGUCAAGGAUGUUUUCAUUUUCCUUCAGGCUUUACUGUUGAUUUUGUGCAUCGUCGUUCCUCUGGUUCAGUUUUACAGACUGGAGAAGAAAGAAGAUGCAGUUUAUGAAGAGCCUGAGGAUGAUCACAUAUAUGAGGGGCUGGAGAUUGAGCAGUGUGGCGGUGCGGAUCUGUAUGAGGACAUCACUGCUUUAGCCCGGGACACAGAUGCAGCGUGGGAAGUCGAGUCCCCAGACCAAGAGUGAGAAAAACACAUCCGUCAGAUUAUUGAUCUUCAGAUAUCAACACCAGACGCAAAUGUUCGCAAUCGCAUCCAAAUCACUGUCAGUUUGUGCUGGAGAAGUCACAUGUAGGCAGACUGACGUCACUGUGUGUGAAUACAGUAAACGCUUAUGAAACUAACUUUUUUAUUUUGAAAGCAAGAAAUUAUGACAUUUAUAGGCUUGAGGUUUUUUUUGAGGAUGUGACAUAUACAACAAUAACAAUCAUCUAGACAUUGUAAUACGUUUAACUUAUGUUUUUAUUGUUUGCUUGUUUGUUGUCUGUGUUGCACUUUUUAUUAGAGUUUAUAUUCAUUUUUACUGUACUGUGUAUUAUGUGGUGGUGUUUUUAGAGUGUGUUUGUUGUGUGAAUGCACCGGCUCUGCUAGUCAUUCAUAACAAGGUGCUCUCUAUUUGGUUAUAAAAAUACUAGUGGUAAGGAACUGUUUAAAGCUUAAGGGAACUUUCACUUCAUAUCUGUUAAAAUAAGCAUGUGAAUAGCAGGUGUUUUCCACAAAGCAGCUUUUUUUGGUAAAUGUUUGGUAUAUUUUCUUUGUAUUCAUUCUGAUCGUAUGCCAGUCAAGUCUUUGAAAGAGCAUCUGCAAAGAACAUCUGACCGUCUGUACAAGGAUUUAACAUUGUCACUGUUGCAAAUGUGCUAUUUGAUUAGAAAAAUACAGAAUGCUAAAAUGUAUUUUUAUUUUUUUGUUUUCAAAUUUCCUGUACUCUAAAAAGUUAUAAAACUUUGUUUUGUUUAAAUGGGUUUAAAAAAAUCCCUUUUUUUUCUGA